Messenger RNA from Sitophilus oryzae (rice weevil), 778 nucleotides. RefSeq names its product paramyosin, short form-like. The transcript has a single exon. NCBI's taxonomy places the organism in Eukaryota, Metazoa, Arthropoda, Insecta, Coleoptera, Curculionidae. The record is from RefSeq and is a predicted model, not a curated record. Bases 44 to 763 code for a protein of 239 amino acids.
AACGACCUCAGUUUCCGAGUUUGUUUACUGAAGAGCGCUCGCUAUGCCUGCCGAAAUCAAAUGGCAACCGAAAACCCAGCUUUACAAGUACAACUACGGCGUCGGUAUGAAUUUUUACCAACCCAUGGUCGACUUUAUCGAUGAAAAAACGCACGGACAACACGUAUCGGUCCCCCACCUUCCCUGGACCGAGGAACUGGGCCUGGACCAGUUUGACCCGACGCGAAUUAGCAGUUACUCCGAGCAAGACCUGGCGAAAGUGUCCGAAAGAACGGAAAGAAACGCCAAACUUCGUAUGGCCCGUGGUCAUCACGCCAGUUCCAGCUUCCUGUUGUCCGAGUCGGUCAGUGCUGCGAGAAUCACCACGAAAAUCCAACAGGAAACACGUAAAAAGGACAAACUAGUCAAGGAAAUUAAUAAACUGAAAAGCAGAAUGAAGGACGAUAUUGAAUAUAAUCCAGACGAAGACAAACAGAUCGAACGUGAACUCAGAGCAGAACAAAGAUUCUUGAGAGGAAAAUCUUCCGGUGGAAUUGCAGCUCAACUGCUUUUAAGCAGUCGUAAGGCCAUAGAACAAGGUUUGGAAAAAGAACAUGUUAGUGCUGCAUCAGCUGGACGAGUUAUUCAAUUGCACUCGAAGUUCAUGGAUGAAAGAAACACCAGACAGUUAGAACAGGCUUUCAAGCAGCCUCUGGAUUCUUUGAGCCAGGAAUUAAGAGGGUUUGAUCGUCGAACUACGCACAUUCUCAUCGACCAAAGGUGACCAUGUAUGUUAUUU